UGUCAAGUAGAUCAUCCAACUCGACAACGCUGUGGCAUCUACAAAAAAAAGAAAGAAAAACAUCUACAUCAGUUUCAUUGCACCCAUUAACGCUUUAGAAGUUAGAACCGCAAAUAACAUUAAGAAAAACAGCAACUGAAUUCGCGGUGCCAGAAUUAUUGAAAAAUAAGGUUUACAAAUUUAAUCGUUACAUGACACUACGAGUGACAAUAUCAAAGAAUGGACAUUCUACUGGCAGAAAGGUCAUUGCUGUUCCUCCAACAUUUGUUGAAUUUCUUGCAGCAGUUAGUUUGUCACUAGGAAUAAAAGCAAAAAGGGUUUUCAACUGUCACGGAGGAGAAAUACAUGAUAUUUUAUUCAUAAGGGAUAAUGAACUACUAUACAUUUCUGAAGGUGGAGAUUUUUGCUCAGAAAGAGAAUGGGUGACCCUUAAUGUUGGUGGGAAAUUGUUCACUACAACUCGAAUGACCUUAACAGCCAAGGAACCAUUCAGCAUGCUUUCACGCAUGUUUACCAUUGAUUCUGGCCAAUUCAACCUUAGCCCGAGCUCGGUAGAUUCCAGCGGCGCCUAUCUGAUCGACCGUAGUCCGACAUACUUUGAGCCUAUCCUGAAUUAUUUACGGCAUGGUAAAUUAAUACUUGAUGCUGGAGUUAACGUACAAGGUGUUCUCGAAGAAGCCCAGUUUUUUGGGAUCGAAUCGUUGGUACCUCAACUCGAAAGUCUUGCCGAUGACGAGAAGUUGAAGAAAAAACAACAACCAUUAACAAGAGCGGAAGUGAUCAAAGCUCUGGUUCGUACUUCGCCAACAACUGAGCUCAGAUUCCAGGGAGUCAAUUUGGCAGAGGCAGACCUUUCAAAACUUGACCUGAGAAGCAUAAAUUUUAAAUAUGCUUGCAUGCGCGGUUGCAAUCUUUCCGGAGCAAAUCUGAGCUGGUGUAACUUGGAGCGUUGUGACUUAUCAGGUGCAAAGAUGGAUGGAGCCCAGCUUCUUGGAGUCAAAAUGCUUUGUGCUAUUUUGGAAGGCGCGUCGCUACGUGGCUGCAAUUUCGAAGACCCCGCCGGCAGUCGAGCUAAUAUGGAAGGUGUCAACAUGAAAGGGGCCGUUCUCGAAGAAAGUAAUAUGGCUGGUGUAAACCUUCGGGUAGGAACUUUGAAAUACGCAAAUCUUCAGAACUGCACUUUGAGAGGAGCUGUUUUGGCGGGGGCAGACUUGGAGGGUUGCGAUUUAUCUGGAAGCGAUUUACAGGAGGCCAACCUUCGUGGAGCUAAUUUAAAAGAUACGACAUUGGAAUUAAUGUUAAAUCCGCUUCAUAUGUCUCAGGCUAUACGUUGAGUUGUCUACUGCCAGUCUCUCCUGUUCGUUUCGAUAACGAAUUCGCGAAUUACUAAGCUUUAUAUUUCACAAAAUGUUUUAUUUUCAAAAACUAUCCUUUCACAGUUAUUGUUAGUGAUGGACACUUUACCUUCUAUAUAUACAUUUUUUUUUUCUGUUUAUUGAAUUACGGAAGUCUGAGCGUAUUGAUAUUUGAGAAAUUUUUGGUUCGGGACUUUUUAAGGAUAAAUAACAAUAAUAUACGUGGAACAUAAA
Daphnia magna is the source of this 1589-nucleotide messenger RNA. Its product is annotated as BTB/POZ domain-containing protein KCTD9. The record is from RefSeq and is a predicted model, not a curated record. Gene Ontology annotation, biological process: protein homooligomerization. Bases 192 to 1334 code for a protein of 380 amino acids. Gene Ontology annotation, molecular function: protein binding. The transcript is spliced from 8 exons. NCBI's taxonomy places the organism in Eukaryota, Metazoa, Arthropoda, Branchiopoda, Diplostraca, Daphniidae.